GUGAUGUUGGCUUCACACGAUGUUUGAGGCGGGUGUAUGCGCCAUCGUGGUACUCUAUGGGGAUCGGAAGAAACUACCCGGUGUCGAGGUAUCUCGAUGGCGACGAAGAAGAUAGGAGCGACGAGGAUCGACGGCUCUGGCUUAGGCAUGAAGCACAUACAAAAGAUAUUCGCGUCUCUUCUUCUAGAUCGAAGACUGCCCGCCGCCGCCUCUCUUCUUCUGUCUUCUUCUUCGAGCUGCCUCCCGACGGCAAGAAGGCUGACAAUAGCGCCAGCCAGCGACACCACCAGACCGAAGGACAUCCACGGCGAGGACGACCAGCAACAGAGCAAGGAUGCGGCCGGCCAACCCUUUGAUCGAACGAUGGGAUUCUUGUUGUCUGAAGCAAAAUUGAAGGACAUCCUUCUAAGAUUCUGAGCGAAAUGGCUUCCUAAUCCAAGGUAUUUACUUGGAUUUCAAUUCCAUUUGAAUUACCUGCGAUUUGAGGAGUUUUGGGAAACAAGCUACUGUACACAGCGAGAUUUUGACAUAUGUUUUGAACCAUGUUCCUUGUUGGUUUUUGCAAAAUUUUUUGUGGAUUAUGGUCGUUCUUGAAGGUGCUCUUGACGCUGCUAUUCAAAUUUUAAUUAAAUAAACUCUUUACUUUUGCUUUGAAUUUACGGUUGCUGGAGUUGUGGAGCUGCAAAAUUUAUUUUGGACUGUUUUAACUGUAUUUUUGGAACUGUAUUUUGCUGAGCCUUUUACUUGCUUGUGGAGAUUUCCUCCUCCACAAUUUUGAUGUUUGAAUGAUACUUGUUUUGGAGGUCAACCCGUGCUGCUGCAGUGGCUAUUUUUGCUGUGCAUUCGGGCUUGAAAUGGCAGUGUUGGGGCUGCUGUUUGGGCUGAUUUUGUAGUGGAAGUUUGACUCUGUUAUUGGGCAUCGUGUGGGGUGGUUUUCACUGCUGUUUUUUUGAAGCUGAUUAUGCUGAAUACAAGUACAACAUGGUAAGGACAAGAGCUCUUCUGAGAAAAUUGUGACAUAUCUAUCUUCUUGGACAGUGCAUUAAUUUGACUUGAAACAUGCUUCAAUUGGUUCAAUACCACACAGUCUGGUAAGAUUGAGGACUAAAGUGGAUGCGUUACAAGAAAAUGUUGCUAGAGCAAGAGAUGUAUUCAAAAAUGUUAUUGAGGGGACAAAUAACUAAAUCAGGCAUGCUGAAUGGACAAUUAGAGUGACUUUAAUUAUGUAAAUAUUAAAUUAUUGGAAAUUAUUUAGACUUGGAUUGUAUGUAUUUAAAUAUUAUUGAAUAUAUUCUAUAUUUUAGA
This is a messenger RNA of Cuscuta campestris, 1305 nucleotides long. NCBI's taxonomy places the organism in Eukaryota, Viridiplantae, Streptophyta, Magnoliopsida, Solanales, Convolvulaceae. The record is from the annotation of a GenBank genome assembly.